Messenger RNA from Medicago truncatula (barrel medic), 791 nucleotides. RefSeq names its product histone H2AX. The coding region runs from base 131 to 550 and encodes 139 amino acids. Gene Ontology annotation, molecular function: DNA binding; structural constituent of chromatin; protein heterodimerization activity. Gene Ontology annotation, cellular component: nucleosome. The record is from RefSeq and is a predicted model, not a curated record. Lineage: Eukaryota; Viridiplantae; Streptophyta; Magnoliopsida; Fabales; Fabaceae. The transcript is spliced from 2 exons.
CAGAGGAUACAAUAAUAACAUUCCACCGAUUGAGCCCUCAAAUCUAUUCUCGCUUUGUCACACUUCUCAAAUCCAUUUUGUCCCAAAAUCAAGUUUUAGGUUUUUCAAUUUCUCCAAAUCCGAUUAGAAAAUGAGUUCCACAGGCACAACUAAGGGCGGAAGGGGUAAGCCAAAGGCUGCCAAAUCAGUUUCAAGAUCUUCAAAGGCAGGUCUUCAAUUUCCCGUCGGAAGAAUCGCCAGAUUCCUCAAGGCCGGUAAAUACGCCGAACGUGUUGGUGCCGGAGCUCCUGUCUACCUUUCCGCCGUCCUCGAGUAUCUUGCUGCUGAGGUUUUGGAAUUGGCUGGGAACGCUGCCAGAGACAACAAGAAGAACCGUAUUGUACCAAGGCACAUUCAGCUUGCAGUGAGGAACGACGAGGAACUCAGCAAGCUUUUGGGAACUGUGACCAUUGCUAAUGGUGGUGUUUUGCCCAAUAUUCAUCAGACUUUGCUCCCUAAGAAGGUUGGAAAGGGAAAAGGAGAAAUUGGAUCUGCGUCUCAAGAAUUCUAGGGUUUCUGGGUUCUGUUCUAGCAGAAAUGAAAUGUAGCACUCUGAUGAAGUGAAUGGUUUUGUACUGCACUUAGUUGAAUAUGAAUGGAAAACAUUAUGAAUAUAUACAUGUAGCUUCUAUUAAGCUUUUAUUGUUCAUUCGCUUUAAUCUGUAAUCUGUGGUUGUUGAUACUUGAAGUGAGUCUGAGCUUUGGAAUAAACAAACCAUAAUUUAUCUUUAGAGUUAAUUUUUAUGUAAAAA